Molecule: messenger RNA, 1635 nt
Organism: Saprolegnia parasitica CBS 223.65
Lineage: Eukaryota; Oomycota; Saprolegniomycetes; Saprolegniales; Saprolegniaceae
Exons: 5
Biological process (GO): phospholipid translocation
Cellular component (GO): plasma membrane
Molecular function (GO): nucleotide binding; ATPase-coupled intramembrane lipid carrier activity
Source: RefSeq, a predicted model, not a curated record
AUGGACAACGUCGUGCUCCGGGGCACCAAGUUGGUCAACACCGAGUGGGUGGUCUGCGUCGUCGUGUACACCGGGCGCGACACGAAGCUGCUCUUGAGCACGAAAGCGGCGCCGUCGAAAUUCUCCCGCGUCGACGCAAUCGCGAACCGGUGCAUCCUCCUCCUCUUCGUGCUGCUUGCGCUCGCCGUGACGCUGAGCGCGGCCGGGACCGUCUACUACGAGGCCGCGCUGCACCAGCACACGUACCUUCAGAGUCCGUCGCCAACUUCGUUUGUGACCGCCUGGGUCACGCACCUCAUCUUGUACAACAAUUUGGUUCCGAUUUCGCUCUACAUUAGCUUGGAAGUGGUCAAGUGGCACCAAGCCCGGCGUAUGGAGCGGGAUCCGAACUUGACGGUCGAUGGCGUGCCGACGCGCGUGCGGACGACCAACCUCAACGAAGACGUCGGGCAAGUGAGCUACGUCUUUAGCGACAAGACGGGCACGCUCACCAAGAACGAGAUGGCCUUUCGCAUCUGCAGUAUCCACGGUGCCAUCUAUGACGACGCAUCGACGCCGGUGCGUCGCCGCCAGAAACCGAGCUCGAUCGCCGCCAACUGGAUCCACCAGUCGCACGACGACCUACUGCAGCGAGGCAGCGCGCUCGAGCCCGUCAAAGACUUCUUCCGGUGCCUCCUCCUCUGCCACACGGCGACGGCGGCGCAGACUGUGAUUCGGUCCACGUCGCCCGACGAAGUCGCUCUCUUGAACGCGUGCCAUCGCUUCAACUGCGCCUUUGAAGGCCGGAGUCACAACCUGCUGCGCAUCCGCGUCUUUGGCAAGCUCGAAGAGUACACGCUCCUGAGCCUCCAUGAAUUCGACUCGGACCGCAAGUGCAUGUCGGUGGUCGUCCAGCGCAACCCGGUUCCUGACGAUCCUUCGAGAGCAUCGAGCAAGACGAUCCUCGCACCAGUCGUGGUCUAUGUCAAGGGCGCCGAUGCGAGCAUGCUGCCGGCGUCCCACGACUCGCUUCUGAGUCUGCACGUCCACUACUUUGCCUGCAUGGGUCUCCGGACGCUCGUCUUUGGGCAAAAGAUUCUGCCGCCGUCAACGUUUACCGCCUACAUGGGUAGCAAAGCCAAGGAUGCGGCUACGGCGCUGCGGCACCUCGAGGCCAACGUUGAUCUGCUCGGCGCCACCGGCAUCGAGGACCGACUACAAGACGGCGUCAAGGCCUGUGUCCGCAAGCUCGCCGACGCCGGUAUCCACCUCUGGAUGCUCACGGGCGACAAGGAUGAAACAGCGGUGGCGAUCGGCCACGCGUGCGGGCUCAUUCCCCCGAGCGCGCGACUGCUCGUGCUCGACAAGCGCACGAAGCAAGACUGCCUCGAUCAGAUCACGCACCUGCGCUACGUCCUCAAGAAGGACGGGCUCUGGGCGCCGCACAAGCCGAACGCGCAGCUGUCGCUUGUCCUCAACGGCGUGGCGCUUGAGUGCCUGCUCGCGGCGCCGCCCGUCUCGAAGCGCAGCAGCAUCGUGCCCAGCGUCCAGUUCGAGUGCGCGACGGUCACCCUCGCUUCUGUCAUCGCCUGUCGCUUGUCGCCGUCGCAGAAGGCCGAGAUUGUGGCGAUGGUCAAAGCCAGCCCCAAGGCGCCC